Molecule: messenger RNA, 2520 nt
Organism: Python bivittatus (Burmese python)
Lineage: Eukaryota; Metazoa; Chordata; Lepidosauria; Squamata; Pythonidae
Source: RefSeq, a predicted model, not a curated record
CGGACGAGUCUGGUGGAGGAAGGAAGAGGAGCCCCGGAGGAGCGGAGGGAGCCCAGCCGAGGAGCCCUGCCCGGUCCAGGGUGCAGCUCCCCCAGGAGACGGCGAGGCUGCGGGGCUGCGGAAGGGCCUCCCCCAAAGGCGAUGAUCCGGAGCCAAGAGGGACCCCAUGAGAGGAGGGUGGCUGGAAAGAGAGGCCGGAAGGAGGAAAAGGUCAACAUGCCCGGAGAAGCCCAAACGUUCUUCGAGUGCAGAGAGUUCUUCAGAACAAAUGGAAGUCUCAAACAUCAUCAAAGAAUACACUCAGGAGAGAAACCCUAUAAAUGUCUGGAGUGUGGAAAAAGCUUUACUGAGUGUGGAUCCCUCUGUCAACAUCAAAGAAUUCACACCAGAGAAAAAACACAUACAUGUCUGGAAUGUGGAAAGAGUUUCAGCCGUAGGGGAAGCCUUUAUAUGCAUCAAAGAAUCCAUUCAGGAGAGAAACCAUAUAAAUGCCUAGAAUGUGGAAAGAGUUUCAGUCAGAGGGGAAGCCUUUAUAUACAUCAGAGAAUCCAUUCGGGAGAGAAACCGUAUAAAUGUCCGGAGUGUGGAAAGAGUUUCAGUCAGAGGGGAAGCCUUUAUACACAUGAAAGAAUCCAUACAGGAGAGAAACUCUGUAAAUGCCUGGAGUGUGGAAAGAGUUUCAGUCAGAGAGGACAUCUCAGGAUACAUCAAAGAAUUCACACAGGAGAGAAACCAUAUAAAUGCCUGGAGAAUGGAAAAAGCUUCAGUCUGUGGGGAAGCCUUUAUACACAUCAAAGAAUCCAUUCAGGAGCGAAACCAUAUAAAUGCCUGGAGUGUGGAAAGAGCUUUGCUGAGGGUGGACACCUCAGUCAACACCUAAGGAUUCACACAGGAGAAAAACCAUAUAAAUGCCUGGAAUGUGGAAAAAGUUUCAGUCAGAGGGGAAGCCUUUAUACACAUCAAAGAAUCCAUUCAGGAGAGAAACCAUAUAAAUGUCUGGAGUGUGGAAAGAGCUUUACUGUGGGUGGACACCUUCAUCGACAUCAAAGAAUCCAUUCAGGAGAGAAACCGUAUAAAUGCCUGGAGUGCGGAAAGAGUUUCAGUCAGAGGGGAAGCCUUUAUAUACAUCAAAGAAUCCAUUCAGGAGAGAAACCGUAUAAAUGCCUGGAAUGUGGAAAGAGUUUCAGUCAGAGGGGAAGCCUUUAUAUACAUCAAAGCAUCCAUUCAGGAGAGAAACCGUAUAAAUGUCUGAAAUGUGGAAAGAGUUUCAGCCAGAGGGGAAGGCUUUAUAGACAUGAAAGAAUCCAUACAGGAGAGAAACUCUGUAAAUGCCUGGAGUGUGGGAAGAGUUUCAGUCAGAGAGGACAUCUCAGGAUACAUCAAAGAAUUCACACAGGAGAGAAACCAUAUAAAGGCCUGGAGAGUGGAAAAAGCUUCAUUGUGAUGGGAAACCUUUAUACACAUCAAAGAAUCCAUUCAGGAGAGAAACCAUACAAAUGCCUGGAGUGUGGAAAGAGCUUUGCUGAGGGUGGACACCUCAGUCGACACCUAAGGAUUCACACAGGAGAAAAACCAUAUAAAUGCCUGGAAUGUGGAAAAAGUUUCAGUCAGAGGGGAAGCCUUUAUACACACCAAAGAAUCCAUUCAGGAGAGAAACCAUAUAAAUGCCUGGAAUGUGGAAAGAGCUUCAUUAGAAAUGAACAACUCAAAACUCAUCAAAGAAUCCACUCAGGAGAGAAACCAUAUAAAUGUGUGGAGUGUGGAAAGAGUUUUAGUCAGAGGGGAAGCCUCUAUAUGCAUCAAAGAAUCCAUUCAGGAGAGAAACCGUAUAAAUGCCUGGAGUGUGGAAAGAGCUUUAGUCGCAGAGGAAACCUUGAUAGACAUCAAAGAAUCCAUUCAGGACAAUCUAUUCAUAUAAAUACCUGGAGUGUGGAAAGAGUUUCAGUUAGAGAGGACAUCUCAGGAUACAUCAAAGAAUUCACAUGCGAGAAAAACCAUAUAAAAACCUGCAAUGUGGAAAGAACUUCAGUUACAGGGGAAGCCUUUAUAGACAUCAAAGAAUCCAUUUAGGAGAUAAAUUGUAUAAAUGCCUUGAAUAUGGGAAGAGUUCUAAUGAGAGUAGAAGCUUUUAUAAACAUGAAAGAAUGCAUUCAGGAGAAGAACUAUAUAUAUGGCUGGAGUCAGUGAAGAUGUAAACAAGAAAGUUUAUGAAUGCAUGGAAUCUUGAAAAUCCUUCAGAAAAAUUGGAAAUCUCCAAAAUCAUCUAAGAAUCCACAUGGAUGAGAAACCAUAGAAAUUACAAUCCAAUAAGGUACAGGUGUGGACCCUUCAUCACCAUCAAAACCUGUGUGUCAACUUGAGUGAAUACUGUAUUAUCAGCUCAAAAAUUCAAGGGCAUGCAAACUUCUGAACAGGACCAUUUUACUAUUUCCAUUAUUGCUAUGGUUUGUUUAAUGAUUAUGCUCUUCUGUGAUGCCUAAUAGUUUAAUUUGAAUCACAUUGCAAAUUAAAAAGUUUAUU